Molecule: messenger RNA, 876 nt
Organism: Vigna umbellata (rice bean)
Lineage: Eukaryota; Viridiplantae; Streptophyta; Magnoliopsida; Fabales; Fabaceae
Source: RefSeq, a predicted model, not a curated record
AUGCAGUGGUUACCAUCUUCUGUUUCAAGAGAUUUAGUGUAUGGAGCAUUAAAUCAAUUACGUUAUCCUUGUUGCUUUAACAAUUUCGUCAAAAGGCUUGAAAAAGAAGAGAGCAAUUUGAUUAGAACGAGAGAUAGUGUCCAAAAAUCUGUUACGGAUGACAAGAAACAAGCGAAAACGCCCAGUGCAAUUGUGGACAAGUGGCUGGAAGAUGCUGUCAAUGAUGUAGACAAUGUGAAUAAGUUGCUGAAAGAGGCAAGAACACAAAAACAUUGUUGCUUUGGGCACUGUCCAAAUUGGAUUUGGCGAUACCAGGUUGGAAAAAAGUUAGCAAAUAAAACUAUAGACCUCAAAAAGUUCAUUGAAAAAGGAACAAAAUAUGUGCCAUUUAACAGCCCCGCACCGCUUCCUUUAAACACCCUUGAUAUGCUUUCAGAAAAAUGCGUAUAUUUUGAUAGUACACAAUCUGCAUACGAGAAACUACUGGAUGCAGUAAAAAAUAAUGAUGUUUCCAUGAUUGGGUUGUAUGGGAUGGGAGGUUGUGGUAAAACCACAUUAGCAAUGGAGGUUAGGAAAUUAGUAGAAGCAGAGCAUCUUUUUGAAAAAGUUCUUUUUGUACCUGUUUCUAGUUCAGUGGAAGUUCGGAGCAUUCAAGAAAAAAUAGCAAGUUCACUGCAAUUUAAAUUUCCAGAAACCGAAGAAAUGCAGAGAGCACAAAGAUUGUGUUCAAGAUUAACUCAAGAGGAACAUAUUUUUAUAAUUCUCGAUGAUGUGUGGGAAAACCUUGACUUUGGUCGUAUUGGGAUUCCUUCUUCUGAACACCAUAAAGGCUGCAAGAUUCUCAUUACGACUAGAUCAGAAGCAGUUUGUACUUUA